CGCUCCGGAGGAAGAAGGAUCUGUGGAAACUGUGGAAACCGGAGGACAUGCGGCGUCUCCUGCAAACUUCACCCGAAAGUCCCUGAACAAAGACCUCGAGGGACGAGAGGAGGAAGAAUGAAGUGGUGAGGAAGAGGAGGAAGAGGAGGAGGAGGAGGAGAGCCGUUCACUCCCAUCGAUCCUGCACCGAGGGCGGCUGUGGUAAAGAUGCAGACUGCUGCGGCUGCUCUGGCUCUGAUGGUCCUCUUCACCCUGGACGGCCUCAGUGCCCAGCGGUCCAGACCCAGCACCCAGAACCAGGAGGACGGACACACUCAGAACAACGAGACAGAACCGGAGCAGAAGAAGAAGAAGCAGCCGCACAUCAUCUUCAUCCUCACAGACGACCAGGGCUUCAAUGACAUCGGCUACCACAACCCCACCAUCAAGACGCCCACUCUGGACAAACUGGCGGCGGAGGGAGUGACGCUGGAGAACUACUACGUCCAGCCCAUCUGCACGCCGUCACGCAGCCAGCUCCUCACGGGCAGGUAUCAGAUCCACACGGGACUGCAGCACUCCAUCAUCAGGCCCAGCCAGCCGAGCUGUCUGCCCUCGACCAUGGACACGCUGCCCGAGCGGCUCCGGGAGGCCGGCUACACCACACACAUGGUCGGCAAGUGGCACCUGGGCUUCUACAGGAAAGCGUGUCUGCCGACCAGAAAGGGUUUCGACAGCUUCUUCGGUUCUUUAACAGGAAGCGUGGAUUACUACAGUUACGGGUCGUGCGACGGCCCGGGCCUGUGCGGCUACGACCUCCACGAGGACGAGGGCGUGGCCUGGGGUCACGAGGGGAAGUACUCCACCACGCUGUUCACACAGAGAGCCCGGAAGAUCCUGGAGAGCCACGACCCGGCGGGCAGGCCGCUCUUCCUGCUGCUCAGCCUGCAGGCCGUCCACACCCCCCUCCAGCCUCCGAAGUCCUACAUCUACCCCUACAGGGACAUGGCCGACGUGGCCAGGAGGAAAUACGCCGCCAUGGUGUCCACGGUGGACGAGUCGGUCCGGAACCUCACCUACGCCCUCAGGAAGUACGGCUACUACAAGAACAGCGUCAUCAUCUACUCCACGGACAACGGGGCCCAGCCGUUCACAGGAGGCAGCAACUGGCCACUGAGGGGCCGCAAGGGCACGUACUGGGAGGGGGGGGUCCGCGGCGUGGCCUUCGUGCACAGUCCUCUGCUGAGACGCAGGAGACGAGUCUCCAAAGCUCUGCUCCACAUCACCGACUGGUUCCCCACCCUGGUGGGUCUGGCUGGAGGAAACAUCAGCCAGAGUCGAGGCCUGGACGGUUUCGACGUGUGGUCGACCAUCAGUGAGGGGAAGGAGUCGCCUCGUCAGGAGAUCCUUCACAACAUCGACCCGCUGCACAGAGCGCCGGCUCAAACCAUGAAGUGGGACGACGACACCGACGGAGACUCAGGAGGCUCAUCGAAAGGUCGGCCAUUCAAGAAGCUGAAGAAGAAGAAGAAGAAGAAGAAGAUUCUGAAGAUGCGACCGAAGCAGAAGUCAGCGUUCAAGCUCAAGAGCACAAAGAAACCAAAGUCCAAACUGAAAGUUAAACCAGUCCUAAAAAAGAAACUUAAACCUAAACCUCCGUCCAAAGUCUACGCUCAGCAUCAGUCCGAUCACAGGUUCAAGUCCCGCUCCGCUCGCUUUCCUCCCGCGUCAGGAACAUCUGACCCCAAGUCUCAGCCUCGUGUCCAGCCUCCUUUAACACUGAAGUCCAGACCUCAUCUGGACUUCACAUCCCAGAAGCACAACUCGGGUUCAUUUCAGACUAAAUCCAAGACUCAGCUCAAAUUACAUUUCAAGUCCAGGUCCAGGAGGACGGGGUCCCAGCACCUGAACGAGUCCCACUCUGGGACGUCCCCCCCCACCUCCCACACAACGCUCCAGCUCGACCCUGAGCCCUGGCAGACCGUGUGGGACUUGUCGGUCCAGGCUGCCAUCAGGGUCGGAGACUGGAAGCUGCUGACGGGAGACCCGGGUCACGGAGACUGGGUCCCGCCUCAGGUUCUCCCCGCCCUCCCUGGUCGCUGGUGGAACCUCGAACGCACCUUCCCGUCCCUCCACAAAUCCUCCACCCACAAAAACAUCUGGCUGUUCAACAUCACCGGCGACCCGUACGAGCGGCAGGACGUGGCGGACCAGAGGCCAGAUGUGGUCCAACAGCUGCUGGCUCGGCUCGCCCACUACAACCAGACCGCCGUGCCGGUUUACUUCCCGCCCGACGACCCUCGAGCAAACCCCAGUCAGCACGGCGGCGCCUGGGUGCCCUGGGUGGACGAAGAGGAGGAAGAGGAGGGGAAGUAUCAGGGGGUUUACAAGAAAGGGAAGAGCAGCAGCAAGAAGAAGAAGAAGAAGAAGAGGUGCCGGCUGUGCAAGCUGAAGUCCUUCUUCCUGAAACUGAACACCGGGAUGACGUUCAACCGGAUCUGAGCCCCCCCCGACAGGAACGUGACUUCAGCACUUUGAACUUUUUGUCUCGUUUAUUCUGCUGCAUUCAGUCGACGUCUUUCAAGAACUUUAUCUCUAAAUAAUGUCAUUUAAAUGUAGGAAAAUCAUUGACUAUAAACAAAGAUGGCUGAUCCGCAUGUUCUCACUUUCCUAAAAGUGAAUCAAAGACUCCCAGGAUACGGGCGCAGCUGCAUCACCGCCACCUGGUGGACUGAAGUGGAACAACUUGUUGUAGCCAUCAGUUGUAUGACUUUUACCGCAGCCGGCCACCAGGAGGCGAUCCAGAUGAUUUGGCUUCACUUUGAGGAGCCGUCAAGUAGAAUCCAGAUGUUAUCGUGGAAUAUCUUAUCUGAGAUUUUUUUUUUUACAUUUCAAUUAUAUUGUUCAUAAACUGACAGAGUUCUUGAAACAAGAACCGACUUUGUGCGAUUGUAAAAUGUAAAUUUACACUGUAAACGAUUAAAAUGUGUGAAACAGAAAGAAUCAUUAAAGGGAUAUUGUGAGUUGAUGUUUACUGUAAGUUCCAUAGAUCCACAAAUCCAGAUGUUCAUAGUGACAGUGCAUGAUCCUGAUGAUGUUAAAUCACUAUGUUGUUUUUUCUUUUGUCAUGAACAAGAAAACAUCACAGAGUAGUUUAUACAUUUUCCAUGUUUUCACUUUAUUUCCAGUGGUUUCAGAUGUUUUUCUACUUUGGAUUUUCAGUUAUUAUAAUGUGAUGGUUUUCUAUGUGUGACACAGGCCUUCAGAUCCUGUGGUUGUUUGAAUGUAUCGUUGGUGAUGAGCAUCUUUCUGACCUUUGAUCUCCACACGUCCCACUGUGAACAGCAGAAACUGCCAUUUGAACGUAUAUAUCACAUUUUAUGUAAAGUAAUAUUUAGAUUUUGAAAUUCAAAGAGUUUUAAGGGUCAAGUUGAGUCACUGAGGUUUUGAAUUGUUCUAAGAGAUUAUCCGAAGAUGUCUGAACCCAGUGAAAUAAACCAACAGGUAAAUAAAA
Platichthys flesus (European flounder) is the source of this 3493-nucleotide messenger RNA. Its product is annotated as arylsulfatase I-like. The transcript has 11 exons. NCBI's taxonomy places the organism in Eukaryota, Metazoa, Chordata, Actinopteri, Pleuronectiformes, Pleuronectidae. The record is from RefSeq and is a predicted model, not a curated record. Bases 208 to 2481 code for a protein of 757 amino acids.